Molecule: messenger RNA, 1296 nt
Organism: Colletotrichum spaethianum
Lineage: Eukaryota; Fungi; Ascomycota; Sordariomycetes; Glomerellales; Glomerellaceae
Product: 4'-demethylrebeccamycin synthase
Exons: 1
Coding region: 1-1296 (431 amino acids)
Molecular function (GO): UDP-glycosyltransferase activity
Source: RefSeq, a predicted model, not a curated record
AUGCACCUCUCAACACCGGACGGAUCAGGCGCGGCGGCAGCAAGCCGCAAGCCUCUGAAAUUCCUCCUGCACUGCUUUUCUGCGACUGGUCAUGUUCUGCCUAUGCAAGCAGUGGCCAGAGAACUGGUCGAACGGGGCCACGAAGUUGUUUGGACGACAAUAGCGCCCCAGGAAUCCCGAGUUGUUGCGUCAGGGGCGAAGUUCUUCCCCGCAGAAGAAGUGGUCAAAGUUGACGCCAACCUUGAUGGCGCGAACCCGAAAGAUAUGACCGAGACAGCUGAAAUCAUGUUCAGCGGCCGGCUUACUGCGCAAGUCGCUGACAUUCGCCGUGUUCUCAAAACAUUCAAGCCUGACUUUGUGCUCAACGAUGCUCUGCCACAGGGUGUUGCCGCACUCUACGAGUUGGGCGAGAUUCCUCGGUAUGCGACCCUCGGGGUUGUGCCUUUGUAUCUUCCAGAUAUUGGACCGGAGCCUAUCGAACACGCUGCGCAAUCUGCGCUGGGACUGCUCAUCAGUCAACCACAGCUGGUGCUGCCCACGAUCAAUCCGGAAAGACAGAAGCUUGGACUUCCGGCCCUUAAAGUUACGGACACGUAUUCAUACAGUCCGUUCCUGCACAUCCAAGCUUCUUGCCCUUCUUUGGAAUUCCAGGAGGGCCCUGAUCCUAUUCUUCCACAAGCACAAUAUGUCGGACCACUGGUCACACGUCUUACGGGAGCCAAUCUCGGUGUGCCGACAUGGUGGGAAGAUGUUGUCAACGCAACUUCCGUUAUUGGGAUCACGCAAGGCACCUUUGCCAUGAACCCUACAUCGCUCAUCAUCCCUGCUAUCCAGGCACUUCAAGGAGAUAAAGAACAUCUCUUGGUUGUACCGUCGAAACUCGCAGACCAAAUCCAAGGAAAGAUCAAGGUCGAAGACAAUGUUCGCAUCGCGGAAUGGGUCCCGUACGACAUGUUGCUGCCACGGUGUCGCCUUCUCGUCACAAACGGAGGCUACGGAAGUGUCACCCAGGCGCUUUCACACGGCGUCCCGCUCGUCUGUGCCGGUACGUCCGAAGACAAGAAAGAUACUGCUGCGCGGGUAACUUGGGUAGGUGCGGGCAUCGAUCUCAAGACCGAUACCCCUUCGGUUGCUCAGGUCCGCAAUGCGGUUCACAGGGUUCUCAGCGAGGAUAGCUUUGCGAAGAAUGCAAUCAGAAUCGGCAAAGAGCUCAACGAUCAAGGGGGCGCGAAAAGAGCGUGCGACUUGUUAGAGGAAGCCGCGAUAGAGCUUAGUGCAGCACUGGCCAGUGCAUAA